CCAAAACAUCAAGCUUCCUAUCAGUUCCUAUUACAUAUACAUAUAAUCAAGCUCUUCUUUGGCCAAGACAUAUUCAAGCUUUUUAACAGAGUCGCCACAAGACGCUCCUACCUAUUUUCUUCCAGACCUUCAACCUGCUAGCUUCAAAUGAGGCCUUCUUUAGUUUGUUCUCUUCUGCUUUUGUCCCUCCUUCUUGCUAAGGUUCAAGGGAUUCGUUUGGACAGAGAAUCUUUAGCAGUUCAGCAACAAAAACAGCAGGACAAGGAAAGUACCUUGAUGGAAAAAAGUAAUGGCGAAGCUGAGGAAGUUAAUCUCUGCAAAGACGAACAACGCACAGGAACGAUAAAGAGUAGGAAACUUGUCACCACAUCCAUUUCCUCUACCCACGAACUCUCAAAGAAUAAAGUGAAGAAGGAAGGGGAUGAAGCUCACUUCUCUGUAAAUGGCAAUACUAGAAAGGUGAAACCUGAUGGGGAAGAAGAGGGAAUAAAAGUUCAAACUUUGCCUACUUCAGAGCACCGGGGGCUCCAUCACGAGCAGUAUCCGGACCUUGUAGACAUAGCUGAGAUGGACUAUUCUCCAGCAAGGAGAAAGCCUCCAAUACACAACUAAGUCUAGGGAAAAGGGAACAACUAAAGAAAGGGACAAAAGUUUUUAAGAUUAGGAUAUUAAUAAAAUAUGGGCCAGAGAAGUUGGACAGCAUUGCAGAAAUGCUGCAGUUUUUCUAGGAAUGAUGACUUGUACAUUAUACAUAAUAUUCUACUUUCAUUAUUGAGAAACAGUACCCUUAGUAUCAUUUAGUAUUCUUAAGUGUUUGUCUUUUUGAUGAUUAAGUUAUCAUGAGUAUAAUUAGGUUAGCUUCUCUUCUCAAGGUUCUUUAAACCCCAAGAAAGAAAGUGA
This is a messenger RNA of Prosopis cineraria, 900 nucleotides long. RefSeq lists its product as uncharacterized. Bases 148 to 612 code for a protein of 154 amino acids. The transcript has 5 exons. Lineage: Eukaryota; Viridiplantae; Streptophyta; Magnoliopsida; Fabales; Fabaceae. The record is from RefSeq and is a predicted model, not a curated record.